GGUCCGGACAAGGCUCGCUCCCAGCUCCUCAUCCUGGACCGCGGCUUUGAUCCUGCUUCCCCAGUGCUGCACGAGCUGACCUUCCAGGCGAUGAGCUACGACCUGCUGCCCAUCGAGAACGACGUCUACAAGUACGAGACGAGCGGUAUCGGGGAAGCCCGGAUUAAGGAGGUUCUCCUGGACGAGGACGACGACCUGUGGGUCACUUUGCGCCACAAACACAUCGCCGAGGUGUCCCA
Charadrius vociferus (killdeer) is the source of this 239-nucleotide messenger RNA. Its product is annotated as syntaxin-binding protein 1-like. Gene Ontology annotation, biological process: intracellular protein transport; vesicle-mediated transport; neurotransmitter secretion. The annotation marks the transcript as partial. Gene Ontology annotation, cellular component: plasma membrane; secretory granule. Gene Ontology annotation, molecular function: syntaxin binding. NCBI's taxonomy places the organism in Eukaryota, Metazoa, Chordata, Aves, Charadriiformes, Charadriidae. The record is from RefSeq and is a predicted model, not a curated record. The transcript has 2 exons.